This is a messenger RNA of Polypterus senegalus (gray bichir), 1482 nucleotides long. RefSeq lists its product as uncharacterized. The transcript is spliced from 7 exons. The record is from RefSeq and is a predicted model, not a curated record. Bases 313 to 1482 code for a protein of 389 amino acids. Lineage: Eukaryota; Metazoa; Chordata; Cladistia; Polypteriformes; Polypteridae.
UCAACUAAAACUCCUAUCACCCUUUUCAAUAAGGAAGACUGUGAGGUUCAGCAUCCAGAAGGUUGUGUAUGUUCUGAAGCACAGAAAAAGUAUGAAAGUCAAAUAAAACAUUUUAGCCCUGGCCAUUCAUAUCAGUUGGAAGAAAUUAGUUUCAAUUUCAAGGAUAAGACUCUCAAAAAUAACUCCCUGACAGAGGAAGCAUCUGAAGUGUCUUCUGAAAUUGGUAAUCAUGAAGGCAGUCUACCUGUAUCACCAGCCCAGCCCUACACCAAGACUACUGCCACGUUUCCCUCUGCCAAGCAAAAUGAGGAUAUGGAAUGUCCAAGAAAAAUGAAAUUGAGGAUUCAUAAUCUGGAAGAACCAAACAUAGCACCACACAUUAACUGCUCAGACGCUGGUGUACAAACCACGAUAUCUCCUCCACUUUCCUUCCCCGUGAAUCCAGAAGCAGAUGUUGCAGUUUCUCCAAAACAAGUGGAAAAGACUCCUAAAGGGACAGAUGAUGCCCAGUCUUCUACCUGCAGUGAACAGCCCAGGCAAAGUGUUCCAGACGAGAUGUUAAAAGUGGUACAGCUUCAGCAAGUCAACAUCUUGAGCCUCAUGCAAGUGGUUGGGCUGUCAUUUCUCAUGGCCAAUGUACAGCAAAAUGUUCCACAGACAGCAGCCAGGCUGGUUCAUAAUAAUCAAAUUGUAAAUUUUCAAGUGGGAAGAUCAACUGCUUCUGGCGAAAGUGAACAAAGAGAGGAGACUCUGGGAAACCAAGAGCAAGUAAUCCAGAGAAAAGAGCCAAGCAACCAGAAGGAUAAAAAAACAUGUGACCAGAACAGUAAAAAGGAUGAGUUUUGUAGUAGUCAAGAGCAGGUCAUCCAGAGCAAUAGGCUAAGUGACAAGAAGGACAUGAAAGGUAUUGAUCAUGACAAGAGCAGAGCUGAAAUACCAGGUUAUCAAGAUCAACUUAUCCAGAAGAAAUGGCAAUGCAAGAAUAAAGACAAGAAAGUUUGUUAUCAAAAAAAUGAAAGAGAUGAGUUAACUGGUAACAGUGAGCAGGUCACCAAGGGCAAAUGGGUUGGUGAUCAGAAAGACAAGAAAUCCAAGAAAAAUAAAAGAGAUGAGCUGUCUGGUAACCAUGAGCAAGCCAUUAAGAGCAGAAGACUAGGAAAUGAGAAAGACAAGCAAACCAAUGGAUCAAACAAUAAAAGUCUUGUGACUCUUGGUAACAAUGAGCCUGUCACCCUGAGCAAAUAUCUAUGUCACAAGAAAAAUGAGAAAAACAGGAAAAGGAACAAAGAUAAGACUCCUGAGGAGAUACAGCAAGUCAUAAAGAGCAACACAGAGAAGCAGAAAUCCAGUGCCAAAGAAAGUGAUUCACAGGGCAGCAGUUCUCAACCUGUGGGUCGUGACUCCGCCAGGGGUCGAACGACGAUUUGCCAGGGGUCGCCUAAGAGCAUUGGAAAUAUGGGUUUUGUCUAUUCUAAUGUGUAA